CUUGAAGAAACAGCUUUAAAUGAAAUUGAUCAACUUAUUGGAAGUUUAGAUGAACCAAUUAAUAAAUCAAUUUCUAUCAUAAAAGAAGAAUUAAAUGAACAGAAUCCACUUGUGAAAAUAAAGAAAGACCUUAUGCAACCUUUUGAACCUCAGAAAGCCUUUCAAAUCUCACCUUUUAAAGGAACAACUUGA
Molecule: messenger RNA, 192 nt
Organism: Cetraspora pellucida
Lineage: Eukaryota; Fungi; Glomeromycota; Glomeromycetes; Diversisporales; Gigasporaceae
Source: the annotation of a GenBank genome assembly